GACAUGCUUCAUAAAUGUAGGGGUAUGACUCAUGAGGAUAAUGUCAUGGGUAUAAUUAAAAUUUUCUUCUUCUAGUAGGCUAACCCUAAAUAUACACGGCCCAUUCCAUUCAUCUUUUCACCUUUCUUCCACCUCGUUCCAUCCUGCUCCGCUUCCGGCGACUAAAAGCGGCGGACAACCUGUGCUCCGCCGAGUCACUGUCAUCCUAAACACAAACCGAGUUAACCCUGUUACACAUAGUUAGUUACAAGUCCAAAACCAAACACCACUAUCUUCUCCGAUUACAGUCUCCAAUGGAAGGGUUAAAGGUUUCAGAAGCUAGCUUAAUAGUUCACAUUCAUCCUUCUAAAAGCAAUCAAGUUUCAAAAUCAGUUCUUCGUGAACUCAGCACUAUGCUUUUCACGUACAACGAGGUCUUCGACGGUGUCGUUUUGGCUUACGAUGUUAACUCGUUAGACAAAUGCGCGAAGAUUCUUCCUGGAGUUUUCCCUUAUUUCGGUGUUAAUUUGAAGGUUAAUCUGUUACUUUUUUCUCCCAAGCCAGAUAUGCUUUUAGAAGGAAAGGUAGUGAAACUUACACAUGAGUCUAUUCAUGUUGUUGUGCUUGGAUUUGCUUCUGCGAUUAUAACGGAGAAAGAUAUCAGGGCAGAGUUUGUGUACAAGAUGAAGCACGGGCAAGAAGUGUAUGCGAGCAACUCUCACAAACGACAUGUGAUAAAGGUUGGAACCACGAUAAAAUUUUUGGUCAAGAGCUUUGAUGAAGAAAUGCUUCAUGUUUAUGGAUCUCUAGUUCCAGAUAACACAGGAAGCAUACAUUGGUUGGAUAAGAAACUGGAAGUUGUUUCCCACUCUGACAGGAGCAUAAAAAAGAGAGAAAAUGAUGGACAGCCAUUAAUGUCAGAUAAAGAUGCUUUAGAUGGGGAACCAUCAACCGUUGACACUGCCCAAAAACUAAAGAAGUCGAAGAAGCAAAAACUCAAAGAAGAAUCUUGAAUGCAACUAAUAUUCACAGAGUAGCUAAGUCUAUGGAUGGAAGAGUUUGGUGUAUUACUUUUUAUUCAAGGACACAUCCAACAGGGAAAACAAUUGGCAUGCCAUUACUGAUGGGAUUUGCUUCAGCCUUGGGAAUGCUUGCACUGGUUGUAUCAAUUAGAUCCCACUCUUUUCACAAUUUGUAUGAUGGUAAUAUGAGGAACCUUGCUUCUAAUUUAAGAAAAAUUCUUAUAUAGAAACAAACAUAGCUUUUACAAAUUUCUCCUAAUUUAAAGUGUGAAUUUAGAAGCCA
Molecule: messenger RNA, 1284 nt
Organism: Lathyrus oleraceus (garden pea)
Lineage: Eukaryota; Viridiplantae; Streptophyta; Magnoliopsida; Fabales; Fabaceae
Exons: 7
Coding region: 294-992 (232 amino acids)
Biological process (GO): DNA-templated transcription initiation; transcription elongation by RNA polymerase I
Cellular component (GO): RNA polymerase I complex
Source: RefSeq, a predicted model, not a curated record